AUUGCAUUAAUAAGAUACAGUAUAUAUUUCAGCUAUAAUUUGCUCUUAUACACAAGAAGGAAGACUUGAAAAUGGCCUCAGGAACUAAAGAAAACGUUUCCGGAUUCAUUAUCCAAGGGUUCUCUGAUACUCCCAGGUUUCAAAUCUCUUUUUUUGUUCUAUUCCUUGGAAUCUAUCUCAUCAUUCUGCUGGGAAAUCUCAUAAUAUUCUUAGUCAUUUCAUGGAAUCCUCACUUACACACCCCCAUGUACAUAUUCUUGCAGAUCCUUUCAUUCAUAGAUAUUUCUUUCACCUCAACUACUUUACCAAAUUUUCUACAUAUUCUUCUCACACAACAAAAUAACAUUUCAUUCUUGGGGUGUAUGACUCAAAUGUAUGUUUUUGCAUCCGUGGCUUCCAGUGAAUAUUUUCUCCUGACGGCCAUGUCAUAUGAUCGUUAUGUUGCCAUCUGUGAUCCCCUUCAUUACAUUACCCGAAUGAGCCAGAAACAUUGUGUUUGGCUUAUAACUGCCACAUUCACUGCUGGGUUUGUUCAACCGGUCAGCCUUGUUGUCCUUAUAUCUAAACUGUCAUAUUGUGCUUCCCAUCUUAUUAACCAUUUUUUCUGUGAUGUCACACCAUUGCUAACACUUUCCUGCAGCAGCACUUUUAUUGUGGAACUUUUCAUUUAUAUUGAAGGGACAUUUCUUACUUUCAAUUCCUUCCUCCUUACUCUGAUCUCAUACAUAUUUAUCAUCUCUGCUAUCCUGAAAAUACAAACUUUAAAGGGGCGACAAAAAGCCUUUUCUACCUGUGCUUCUCACCUGACCUGUGUGAUAAUCCUUUAUGGGACAGUACUUUGCUUGUACAUGAGACCCACCACAAGUUAUUCUCUAAAAAGGGACAAGCAUUUCUCUCUGUUGUACAUUAUCCUGGGCCCUGUGCUGAAUCCUCUAAUUUACACACUAAAAAAUACAGAAUUUCAAUCUUCUUUUACUAAAGUAAGGCAAAGAUUAGGGAUGUAG
Xenopus laevis (African clawed frog) is the source of this 1004-nucleotide messenger RNA. Its product is annotated as olfactory receptor 1019. Lineage: Eukaryota; Metazoa; Chordata; Amphibia; Anura; Pipidae. The transcript has a single exon. Bases 72 to 1004 code for a protein of 310 amino acids. The record is from RefSeq and is a predicted model, not a curated record.